This is a messenger RNA of Eimeria necatrix, 4131 nucleotides long. Its product is annotated as histone deactylase, putative. Lineage: Eukaryota; Apicomplexa; Conoidasida; Eucoccidiorida; Eimeriidae. The transcript has 10 exons. The record is from RefSeq and is a predicted model, not a curated record. Bases 1 to 4131 code for a protein of 1376 amino acids. Gene Ontology annotation, molecular function: protein binding.
AUGAGACCAGAAGCGGACCCCGCUUGCCCUCCCGUGGCACUGGGCAUGGCGGACUGCGCUGUUUUUGUGUCUCCCCAAGGCGGCGUGUCGCUUGCCAGAAGCACCAGCAGUGGCAGCGCGCCGACUGGGCCUCACCAGCCUCUGCUGCACCUUACUGGGGACGUGUCUUGCUACAGAGAGGGGACACUGCAUCGCCUGAUUGCUGCGAGAAACAUCCCGGGUGUCCGCCAGUGGCUGAGCAAUCCGUUCUGCCGAGAUACAAUCAACGACUUCAACCAUGCAGGUGAAACGCCCCUUCACGUGGCGCUGCAUGUCUGCGAGCCGCGUAUACUGUCGCUGCUCCUCAACCCGCCUCCCGUUCAGAUGCCGCCGCAGUGCCUCUUGGCCUGCAGCAGCAGCAGCAGCGGCGGAGGAGGAGAGUGCGUGGGUGUAGCGCCGAGCGGGGAGGGAACUUCUGCCCACGGGGAGUGGGCUACUGAUGCAGCGAAUGCAGCAGCAGCAGCAGCAGCAGCAACUGUGGACUUCUCUCUCCCGCUUGACGAUAUCCCAGCCCUCCACAUUCUUGUUGGCAGGUCCUCCUUUGCUCACGUGCGGGCAGACGCUGCAGAGUGUCUGCGGCGGCUGCUGCAUCACGUGGGGCUGCUGCACAUGACCACUGGAGGCUCGCGUGUAUGCAGCAGAUGCACCUUCACAGCAACAAGCAGCAGGGGCAGAAGCAUCAGCAGUGGCAACUGCCCUCCUAGGGUUGAGUGCGGUCUCCAGGAACUGGACUUGGAUGCCACUGACGGGAGCGGGAAGACGGCCUUGCACGUUGCUGCUGCAGGAGGAGGGGCUGCUGCAGUCGAGCUGCUGCUGCACGCAGGAGCGGACCCGCUUAUUGCGGACAAGAGGGGCCUUCUGCCGCUGCAUGUGGCUGUCGACAGCCGCUCUGUUGGAUGUCUGCUGCUGCUGCUGGCGCACACUUUCCCGGAAGAUUGCUUCUACUGGUGUGACAAGCUGGAGCAGCAGCAGCAGGACCGGUUGGUAGUCGGCAGCGCAGCUGAGGCAGCAUCCGUGGGGGGAUGUCCUGAUGCCAGGGCACCAAAGAAGGUUGUGCUGCAGCGGGCUGAACGGAGGCCCUUGGUGCAUUGUGCGACCAGCAGCAGUUUGGUGUACCGCAUAGCACGCCGGUGCGUGCGGCGCUGCUCUUUCCGCUGCCUGGCCGCGCUGUUAUCUUACCCCUUAGUUGCUGCCUGCAGCAACAGGAGCGAGCCGUCAGCGGAGGCUCCUGAAUCGGUUAUGGCUCUGCAGCUGCUGCACGCGCAGCAGUUGCAGGAACUCGUCAGCCUCGCCCGCCGUAGUGGCUGCCUUCAGUUGUUUCUCUCAACUCUCUCUGAGUUGGUGGACGCUGAACCGUCUCACUCCGUCGCCGAGGCAGUUAUCGCAGAGGCCACAGGGGGCCGGGGGCCCUUGCAGGGUCCCAUUGCGUACGUACAGCAGCGUUGCAGUCGCAGUGGCCGGUGCUACCGCGUUCCGGAGGCUGCUGGGACCCUCUUGGCUACCCACGAGAGCUGCAUGCAUCACUUGCCUUUGCCCGAGCCAUCAGACUUCCCGGUUAAGAGGUUCAAGCUGAUGCAGAGGUUCCCGGAGAACCCAAGCAGGCUUGAGGUGCUGGUGCAUCCGUCCUCUGGGGUUCUGAAGGCUGCGGAGUUUCGUCACCUGGAUUGGAUUGAUAACGCGGCUCCAGCCUCCUUGGCAGACAUUCUUCGGGUUCACGAUGUUAGCUAUAUAUUCAAGCUUAAGCAGAAAAUCCGCAGCACCUUUGGUACGCGGUCAGUGAAUAAGUCGUUCUCCGGCAGCAGCAGUAGCAGCAGUUAUGGUGGGCCGAGUCCCGUGGAUCAGUUUGCCUACUCAUUUGCUGACGGAGACACUCCUGUGACAGCGCUCAGCUGGGAAGCAGCAACUAGUGCGGCCGGCACUGUUAUUGCUGCAGUAGAUGCCGUUUGCACUGGCGCCAAAGUGAACGCCUUCUGUGCGGUGCGGCCCCCAGGCCACCACUUGGGAAGCUGGGGAGCAGCGCAGACGGCCCCUUACGCCCUUACCGACGAGGAUAUCGCCGCUGGGAGUCAGGGUUUUUGCGUGCUAAAUAAUGUGGCAAUUGGGGCUGCGUACGCUCGCUACAAUUACGCACAUAAAGGUAUCCGGCGCAUUGCUAUUGUCGAUUUCGAUGCUCAUCAUGGAAACGGCACUGAACAAAUCAUGCGCAAUGUCGGCCUUAAAUUCAGAAAGCUGCAGGGGUUAUCAGCGUUGCUGGCUGAUGGAAGCUCGCCCGCGGCAGGACAGCGCACGCAUCGGGAGGCACCCUGGGGACCUCCAUCAGAUUCAUGGGAAGCGGAGGGGGCUCGAGCGCCGCCAGAGGACGGUGCAGCUCUCCAGGACGUUCCUGUUCAGCUCCCCAUGUGGUUAGGAUGGCGCGACGAGAACGACUCAGAGGAGUUGUUCUUUGCAUCUAUACAUGCGUUCGACGGCAACUUCUACCCGGGUACGGGCGCGGAUUGUGAGGAUUUUGGCGGCCCCACUAUCCUGAACGUAACGAUGCCUGUGCAUGGGGCUUGCUCGACGCCUGUGGAGGGAUCAGAAGGAGAUCCGUGCUGCCGGUGCGAGCGUUGCAGCGAACAAAGUUGCAUUGGGCCGAAACCCCGUGGUGCUCAUCUGGGUACUGCAGCGGCAGAUGCUACCUGUGCUUCUGGGGAUGAGGGUGGCUAUCGGUGCCACUACUGCCGGCGACCUGGUUUGUCACCACGCUCCAUCCGCAGUCGCUUGCUAUUCAAGCAUCGCGUUUUGAGUCGCUUGGAGGCAUUUAGGCCCGACUUGAUAUUUCUGAGUGCGGGCUUUGACGGACACAUCAAAGACCCUAUUGGGGGUGAAGCCGUGGGGUGGACUGAGGAUGACUUCCACUGGCUUACCAUGCAGGUGCAGCGAGUGGCGCACCGGCACUGUAGAGGCCGCUGCAUCAGCGUACUGGAAGGUGGCUACAACGUGAGGGGUGGGUCUAUUUCCCCGCUGGCUCUCUGCGUGCGUGAACAUGUGAGGGCCCUCGUCAAGGCGGCUCACAUGCAGCAAGAGAUUGACGCCCACAUGCAAGCGCAGCAGGCUCAUGCAGCAGCUGCAGAAGCUCACAGUCAGGUGCAUGCGAAGACUGUAGCAGGCGUUCAUCAGGAGGCCAGACGGUUAGCAGCGGGAGGUCUACAGAGUGUCGCUGGUAGCACCGGGGAGGAGCCGCAUCAGGAGGGACGUGUCACUCCCACACCCCAUCCGGAGGGUAGCGACCAGCUGGACCAGGAGGGCCCUUGGGCAGAACCGGACCUGUCAGACUACGGGAGCGACAGUGGCUUUUCGAGCUCAGAAGAUGAGACAGAUGCGUUCUUAGAGGAAUGUGAAGCACCAGAUCGUGAGAGCGCAGUUACAGAAGAGGAAGCGGGGGAAAGCGGGCCUCCAGCAGCUCCAGUAGCACCAGGGAACCCAUACGUCGCAACGUCGAGCCAACCUCCUUUCUGUGCGGGCGUUACUUCCCAGGGGCACACGGUGCAGCCAGCUGCCGUGCCUUUCAUUGCCUCUUUUGAGGACGUUCCCCAGCAUAGUUUUGGUCCCACUGUGGGGGCAGCCACCACGUAUGUGCACCCGCCGGUGCCUGGGGACCCUUGUUGUAAAGAGCACGUGGUGAGGACCGUACUCCAGCCCACAGUAGCAGCAGCAGCAGCUGGGGCGGGGCAAUGGGUCGGCCAUGAAGACCAGCGCGUUUUUCACACUAUUCAAGAAGGAAUAACGAGCCCUUCAGCGAUCUCCUCGCUCUCUGAUGACACUGCAGCGGCCUGCAGCGGCCCUGACGCUGCUACCGGAACGGCCGCAGCUGCGCAACCAGCAGGAGGCUUUCUUGUGGGGGCUCCGUGUCUCACUGGCUCUGUGGUUCCGGCCGCAGCUACAGGGCCGCCCCCUUUGCCGCAUCAGCAACCCAGCACUGUGUUGGCGACCUCCACAAGUGCCAGCGAUGCUGAGGCAUCGCCGCGUGUGGAGGAGCACGUAGCAGCAGAAGUGGGGGAGCCGUACAGCAAAGCCCAGAGGUUGCAGUUUCUCUGUGGGUUUCCAGGAUAG